This is a messenger RNA of Cataglyphis hispanica, 7887 nucleotides long. RefSeq lists its product as uncharacterized. The record is from RefSeq and is a predicted model, not a curated record. Lineage: Eukaryota; Metazoa; Arthropoda; Insecta; Hymenoptera; Formicidae. Bases 174 to 6839 code for a protein of 2221 amino acids. The transcript is spliced from 8 exons.
CGCGCCACGGCCGUCAGGUGGCGACAGCCGGAAAACAGUGGGACGGCGUAUAGACACCCUGCAACGGGACUGUCUCUUUCACGGGGAUCGUCGUCCGCGAUUUUUCUCGCGAUCAUCACGGACCUACGGCAGGAUUUUUGGUCCCCGAGGAGCCCAAUGUGGGUGGAAGUGAGAUGGCAUCCAGGGAAAAGAAACCCUUAGCGCCUUCCAAAUCAAAACAGAAGGCGAGUAAUGACUCUGGCUUGCCAUCCAAUGAGGUCAAGAAUAAGAAAGGCAAGUCAUUGCCAAAUAUAAAGCAGCAGCAGCUUGCGCAAGAGAUUUUUGAUACAGUAGCAACAGGUAGUCAGCUCUCUGCUAAACUAGAGGCAAGCUUGCCACGCAGGAAUGCCCUUAAAAAUCUGAAACGCAAACAGAACCUAAGAGCAGCCAAGGCAAAUCUCAUUAAGUCCAAGGUUACCAAAAAAGUGACGAACAAAAAUAUACACAGGAUAGCUUCUGACAUUAAGAAGGGUGUUAAAACGAAAAGAGUUAAGCAAUCAGACGAAUCAACUGUUAAGACAGUUGAGAUUGCUUCGAAAUUUUCGGAAAAUCAGACAAACAAUAGAGACAACGAAGGCAAAGGAACUGAAACACCAAGUAAAAGUGCCAAGAACAAUCUCAGGACCAAAAAAAUCAAAUCUGACAUUCAGAACAAAGAAGAGGCCAGUGCUACAUCUAGCGUUAAAGUUAGUCCAAAACUUGGCAGAAAGGGAAAAACAGCGGAAAGUCCUGAUUCUUUGUCUAAGAGUGCCAAACCAGCAAAGUUCACAAACUUGAAGAAAAAUAAUAGCAAGGACUAUCUCAUCAGAGUUGUAGAGGAUAACAGAGAUUUGCAAAAGAGUGCAAAGAAUCGAAAGAACAGUGGCAAAGAAUCAGAUUGUGGUAGUAUAAAAAGCAAUUCUAGCAUUGAAAAAUUUUCAAAGGCAGUUUUGGAUGACAAGAAUUCUAUUGAUCUUACUAUAGACGAAGUUAUUGCUUCUUCGAUGUUGAGUGAUUCUGAAACUGAAAAUCAACAAAGCACAGAGAAGACUGAAGGAAAAGUGACAAGGAGUAAGAAAAUGUUAAGAUGGGGUACGAAGAUGAAUGAAGAUAUUGUCUGUGAAAUUGAAAUAAAGAAAGAGCCUGAUACCGAUGACAUGAAAGUUACAUCGGAUGGAGAAUAUACAGAGACAGAUCAAGGUUUCCACUUCCAGAAUGCCAUUCAAUUGAGAAAAAGAUCGAAAGUCGGCUAUAUCGAAAUGUCUCAAAGAAACUUGAGAAAUGGAAGACAACGACAGUUGUCAGAUUCGGGAAAUUCCGCAGAUAAUGAUUCUAAAAAGCGUCUUAUAUUAAACUCGGAUGGGACUAAUACCUCGGAUAAUUUGAUAGAACAUAUCUCGGACUGUAAUACAAAUAUGGAUUCUUGCUUUUCGGAUCCCAAUUGUAACGAAUCUCAGACUACAACUAUGGCAUCGAGCAAAGAAGAGAUUUGUUUGAAGGAUGAAGUGUCCAAGAGUUUUGAGGAGGAAACUGAUAUUGGAUUGGAAAUCGAGAAUAAUAAUAAUAGUGAUCGUAUGGAUAGAACAAGUGAAACGGGUCCGACACUGCGUUCUAAAACUAAAGCUAAAAUUAUUGAAAACGAAGCAACAAAAGAUGACGAUAUUAAAAUUGAAGACACACGAAUAACGCCCAAGAGUGCGGAAGCACAAGAAGAUUCAAAGAAGCUUAUCUUACUCAAAUUUACAGAUAAACCGAAAGGUCGUAGGAGUAGUUUAAACAUAGAAAUGAAAAAGACAGUUAAUUCCUUUUACAGUACAGAUAAAUCUGUGGAUGGUAAUUCAAAAUCGCAAAUAGAUCAAAUGAUUGAGAAUAUUAAAUUAAAUAUUGCAAAAUCCAUUGAGAGCAAAAUAUUUUGUCCAGAGAAGGGUCUUGGAUUAAGCAAAAACUUCGAUGUGCCCAAAAUCGAAGAGAUUGUCGCGCCACUCAGUACAGAAUCGCAAAAAAUGGGAUUAGAAGAUAAUGCCGAUGAAGACAGAUCCAACGUUACGAAAAACGAGAUCACGUCAGAUAGUUCGGAAAAUUCAGUACCAAAAGUGGCCGAUACUGCCAAAGAGAUUGAAGAAAAGCUAGUCAAGUCUGAUAUUGGGGAAGCAGAAACGCAUUCGCAGAACAUCCAGGAGAACAGGGCCUCCGAUAGUGACAAAAUUAAUGUACAUAAUAUUUGUGAAUCUACGCGUAAUAUAAGUAAUAAUAAUAAUAAUAAUGCUGCAUCUUACAACAGUAUGGAUGAAUCAGAAAUCGAGAAUGUUGGUUGUAGUACAGCCAGCAGUGCCUCGGUCAAUUUCGGUGAUAAUGAAUUGAAGACAUUGGACGAGAAUAAGAAGAUUGCUACGAGAAAAUCUUCGAGGAUCAGUGAUAAAAGUUCAGACAGCGUCAGUAAUUCUGAAGCUAGAAGAUCAAUUUCGAGAUUGGAAGAUAUUUCAGCGGAACAUAUACAAAGACCUACGAGUGAGGGCAUGAUUUCAGAGGACACGCUAGCCCGUCAGCUUUCAGAUGAUAAUGCUGCAAUUGCGCUAGUACCUGCAUCCCCUCGGCAAGCAGAGGAGAGACUUACGGAAAAACAUACAGAAGCGAAAGAAUUAGAUACUUCUCUAAACAAUUUGGAAGAAUCAGAAACGCUGGAAAGUAUAUCUCGCGAAGUAGAGAGACUAGUAGCGGAAGAUCAAUUUGUCAACUUAUCAUUACCAAAUGCUACAAAUGAUACAUCAUUAAGCAAAGAAAUAAUUUGCGAUACAAUGGUAUCGGAUAAGGAGUUAGGGAUCGAGCAUGUAAAUAAACAAGAAGCAUCUGCUUGUAGUGACGAUAGUUCUAUGCCGUUAGAGUCAGCUGCCAAUUCUGUAAACGAGAUAUCGUGCGAGAGCCAUACGGAUGGCAAGCUUGUCGAUGCAAUUGAGAUAUUACAGGAGAACGAUGCUUCCUGCAAAACAGCGCAAAGCGCGAAGCAUUCUAAAACAAAUUACGUAUCAACCACCGCAAACUGUGAUUCAAAUAGCGAAUGUAGCUCUGUAAAUUCUGUGCCUGUACGCACGUGCACUCCCGUUCCUCGACAGAACGACGAAACCAAGGAGCUCGAUCGAGGUAACGACUGUAAAGAACUUUUCAAUGAUUUAACAUCAAAUUUAGACAAGAAUGUUUUGGAGCAAAAUUCGGAAUUUAAUGAAACGGACCCAAGCAAUAAAUCAUCAGACAAUAAAGAUCCCGAGGAACAGAAACCUGCCAACGAGAAGAAGAGGCGAGUAUUACGAACUCGCGAUAAGCAGAAGAGACAACAAGUUGCGUCUCGUAGUAAAGAGUACAUCGAUAGCAUAAAAAUCAAGGCAGAGGAAAUUAGUGUUCAAAAGACGCAAAAUUCCAAUCUACAGAGUGAUGCUAAUGAAGUGCCGCAAGGUUCAUCAGCACUGGACAGGACUGUCAUUUCCGAAGGUUCUCAGAAGAUUGAAGAUACUAGUGAUUCGCCUAAUAGCAAUGAAUCAGAUGACGUCCUCGAGUCUCAAUCCCGUACCCGUCGCAGUAGAGACAUGAAGAAGCGUAAGGAGGAACCGCCAUUGUCCAACAAUUCCAAGACCAAGCGAGUUAAGCGAGAUUCGCGAAAGUCCGAUCAGCAGAAUAAAGAGGAGACUCUGCUGGACAACGAAGUUGCCAAGAUCAAUGAGAAUAAUAGAUCCUUCUUGAACAAGUACGUCGAUGCAGAGCGUCCGGACAACUACCGCGAAUUUUUCACGAAGCACGAGCAAGAUGGACUUGACAAGAAGGGACCCAAUGUGCGCAGCAAAUCAGAAAACGACUUAAUGAUCGGCACAAAGAGGUGCAAAAGCGGGGAACGGCAACUUUCGCGAAAUCUAUCCGAGAAUCACGUGUCGAAGCAGACGACUGACAAUAUAGAUAUCCUGGAAAACGAAUGUAAGAGUCCCAAGAUGCCGGAGCUCGUACAGAAGGAUUCCGAUGAGACUUCUACGUCUGGCGAGUCGUCUAAUAGCGAUAUGCCAAAGAUCUUGGAAACGCCUGAAGAUAAAGAAAGAAAAGAGUCAAUCUUGCGAACAUUGGGGCUAGAAUCUUUGGAAGAAGCCGCGAAGAGAUUGCAAAAUCAGCAAAAAAUUAAAAAGGAGCAGUCGUCGGGCACUUUGAAGACGAUCUUCAAGGUAAAGGACAAAGAUAAAGACAAACGGGGAUCGCGAUCUCCAUUAAAGAUGAUCCUCAAACAGGGACGCGGAGACGGAGAGGGGGAUUCACCCGAGUUCUACACCAUUCAAAAGGAGUUUGGAACCAGUGGUUUGGGAGAUAGCAGCUCUGGUGCGAACCGAAAGUUCACUACUAACCACAGACACUCUUGCGAUGACGAUAAUGAAGAUGCUACACCUAAGGAUCGUCAGUCGCUUAUCAUUCCAGAGAAAUCCUCCUCCUUUUCCAUUCAUCCCGGACGCGUGUGUGCCGACGUAUGUUCCUACUGCUUCGGCAAGUUCGGUUCCCUGGACACGCCGAUGCACCUAGCGCAAAUAAAAUCUGAUGAAAGGCGAAAGAAGAUUUUAAACUUGGAGAGACAUCUUACGAAAGAUUCAUGUCUAUGCGAUGCGUGCUAUCGUCACGUUGAUAGGAAGGCGAACACUAGCCCGGCAAAUAUGCAGCAGAAGCCACAGAAGCAGCACAGACAAUUGAUGGUAUCAAAGUGUUCAGCUCGCGAAUGUCGGGAUCCUGCGCGACAUCACGUUAAACGCCGUUGGUUGCUCAAGAUAAAAGCCGCUCUACAAAAUCAGCGUAUCGCUUGCACUUGCAAACGAGAAAUAUUAUUACAGGUUGAUAUAGAUUGGGAGUCGAGUCAGCACACUACGUCGUUCUGUGUUAAUCAUUACGAAAAGAUUGGACGUUUCUUAAUGUGCGCGCUGUGCAAACGCCGGCUCGCGCGAACGCACACCCACCAACUGACUAGCACGGAGAUUGAUGAAUUGAAUCAGCUAGUCGGUCAGCAAGGAAUCCCCGUUUCACUAACGGCCGGCACGUUUGUAUGCAAGCUAUGUCGAUACUUUACGCAGCUACAGCUCAAAUACAAAGAUCUCGAGAAUAUGAACAUGAACCACAGGAACUUCUGUAAGAGUUAUCGAAAGCGGAUCUUGCAUUACCAUGGAAUCGAAGUGGCUGAGGACGAGGAUGAUGAUUCGUCACAGCAGGCAAAUCAAGUCAAGGAUAAAAAGAGUAAGAAAAGCACCAAAAGCGCGCAGCUGAAAAGCGGGAGUUCUAAGUCUCCGGAACAUGUGACGAGCGAUACAUCAGAGAAGUCAACACCGGAACCGAAUAAGAACGAGGGUGUGGGACGUUCGAGCUCUUGCGAAAUGGGUGGCGAGAAUCAUACUACGAAGGCGAGCAGCAACGAAAACGGUGGCACGGAUAUUCAAUAUCUUAACAGUAUCGAGAGCGCCGUGGAGAAUCUGAAGAAGCGUAAGAUUCUCGACAUGCACGCAUACACACCGACAGCCGACGGCGUGACAACGGCGAGUGAGAUGGUUGAAAUUCUUGGGAUGGAUAACGAGGUUACUCUAACGCGACUGCCGAAAAGGCCGAAACUCAAUAAUAGUAACAACAACGACAUAACGCCCGUAGUGCAGAGACUCGGCGCAAAUCCUUCUAUAAGCGUGCGAACGCUUUUUCCAGGCGAAGAGGAGAUGAAUCUUCAUGUCAACAUUGAGUUUCAGAACGUACGCGAAGUAACGCCACAGGGAUGGGAGAAGUGCGCGACAAUGAUUCAAUAUGAUCGCGAAACCAAGCACCUCUGGCAGCAAUUGCAGCGACCAUACGGCAAUCAGAGCUCCUUCCUACGACACCUGAUUCUUCUGGAGAAAUACUAUAGAGCUGGUGACCUAAUAUUGGCACCAAAUGCUUCGCGGAACGCAAUUAACUAUUCCACAUCGGUACAGAACAGACUGAUAUCAUACGAAGGCCCGGAAAAGAUGGACGAACCGAUAAUGGAACCGAUUGCGGCGGAAUACAAUUCGCGCCGUUUAAGCGGUGGCUAUUUAUUGGAAAAAGAUAGACUGUCAAUGCCUGGCACAAGUUCAAUGUCUAAACCAUCAACUAGCGGCAGCGGUAUGAUGUCAUUGCAUUCGACGAAGGUGAAUUCACCGCGGGUACUCAAACUCAACUCGGGAGUAUCGAUUAUCAAAAAACCGCCGCCCAAUCUGCAACGAUUAAGCCUGCCGUCCACCAGCGGCAGCGGAGGAAUUGUCGGUACUGCGAAUGGUGGCGUUAAGCGGAAAGAUGGACAAAAUCUAUCUUCUGCUUACAGCGGCGGCAGCGGCAAAGUGUUUCAAUUGAGCGAACCGGACCUGAAGCGGAUGCAAUCGCUCAACAAACGGCAAAAGCCUAGCGACAGACAGUUUGGUGCCGGAACGAAUAACGGAUCGGUCGGCGGUUCAAGCUCGCCGACAAGCGGCAAUAUCAGAUCGCAUUACCAGAAAACGCAGCUUCCUGCAAUUCCCACUGGCCACAGCCAACAGUUCCAGAGACACUUGCGGAUGCAGCAGGAGAUGCUAAGCCGACAGAGCCGCGGCGAUUUCGAGCCGCUCAUCUGUGACAUGACGCGUUCUGCCGCAAACGAAAACAACUCGACCGGCCAAAAUCUUAUACAGAAUCUUAAUCUGCCCAAGUCUAUCCAGGUAACGACCAAGCCGACGAUGACAUCGUCAACGAACAGUCCGAUUCCGAUUUUACCUAAGAUCCCAAAAUCGUUGACGGUAAUACCGCAGACCGUCACGAGACCCGCUGACAAAUGAGAGAACAAGAGACGCAAAAUGGCAGCGUUCGAGUUGUGCUUACUCGAUCUCAAUUGCUCAAGUGUUCAAUUUAAUUUCGACAUAAAAUCAUGGAUCCUAAGAGUCAAUAAACGUCUCGAGGAUGUUGGAAUGGGUGUGAUUUCACCCAAUUAUAAUGAAAAAUUAUGAAAAUGCGAGUGAAUAAAGGUGCUGCUACGAUAACUUGAAUUAGUAUUUAAUUCAUUGCGCGCGAUAUAUAAUAUAUAAUAAUCACAAAUUAUAUCAGAUUCAAAUUUAUAUCAGAUUCAAAUGUUUUAAAAUUGAAAAGCUGUGCUUUUAUGCAUUAAUAUGUGUAUGUGUGAAAGAGGAAAUGAGAGAAAGAGAAAGAGAGAGAAAAAAGACAAAUAAUGAAUGAAAUACAAUUGUGAAUAUACAGAGCAAAUCUAGGAUUAGGGAUGAAAUUAUUUUGUAAUAACAUAUAAUAUUAUGUGUAAUAUUAAUAUGUAUUAUUAAUUAUAUUCUGAUUUGCUUUUUCCGCAAAAGUGAAAAUGAUUUGCAAUAUCGUGAAAAUCGAGUUUGCUCAAUUGCGAUUGACUGUCGAAAAACCGUAUUAUAUCAAUUGCGUUUACAGUAGCAACAGCUUUCUUCAUUCGUUGUUGUUUCACUUUUUUGGCGACAAAAAGAAAUGCUGAUCGGGUAUAUGUAAACUUGGCAUGAAAAAUAACCGAUUUGUGUGACUGACAAUCACUUUGGCAAUGUGGAGAUUGCGUUUUUGGAUUUCGCCCUUCGAGGGAUUCGAAGCGCAUAAUCCCAUGUUCUUGUCGCGAAGAAAGUGAAACAAUUAAAAUAUUGCGGCCUUGGCAACGAGCGGAUCUCUUCGAGGAGAGCGAAUAAAAUGAGAGUGUGAAAAAGCAAGUAUGUGAUGGAAAAUGGAACAAGUGUCGCGUCACGUAAAAUGUUUCGAUGUUCUUUGCGUGUGCGUGGACGAGAAUAUUUUUCAGAAAAUGGUGAUAUCUUGCCUCUCGCGAGAGGUGAUAUUUUAUUAAAACACGUGGAAAAAAAAAGAAAA